Molecule: messenger RNA, 1697 nt
Organism: Phanerochaete carnosa HHB-10118-sp
Lineage: Eukaryota; Fungi; Basidiomycota; Agaricomycetes; Polyporales; Phanerochaetaceae
Exons: 1
Coding region: 240-1286 (348 amino acids)
Biological process (GO): negative regulation of transcription by RNA polymerase III
Cellular component (GO): nucleus
Molecular function (GO): RNA polymerase III core binding
Source: RefSeq, a predicted model, not a curated record
ACGUUGAUGGAGACGACGCCCGGAACGGAGGGGGCGUGAUCUUGUUUGGUCCCGGUUUGGACGCCUGCAUCAUUCACCCCGCCUCCACGCCGGGACCCAACCGCGCCCCGGACUCUGCCCCUCGACAACGCCGCCGGCACCGUCCUCGACCGCAAGUACGCCUGGGCCAGCGACGACUACGAUCACCGACAUAUCAACAUCUGUUAAUCUGCCCAGCACGCAUUCCGCAACCAUCCGCAAUGAAGUAUAUGGAGAUUCCCGAGCUGGCGCGACUCGCGCAGGCACUUACCCACGAAGGUCCCGAGUGCUCAGUACACACCCGCCUCGAAGCCUAUAGCCUCAAACCGGUCAGCAAGGACAAGAAGCUCUUCAAGUCGCUCGAGGCUGGCUACCAGUCCGAUGCAUCCCACAGUCCGCCACUCCCCUCCUUCAUGUCGCAGAACGGCGAGCAGCUCGACAUGACGCCAUUCGGGCACAUGAACGACCAGCAUGCCCGAAAGACCCUCUACCUGCUCAUCAACACCCUCAACCAUGCGUUUCCGGACCAUGACUUCUCUGACGUCCGGCCGGCCCACUUCAACCGAGAGGAGAGCGGCGCCAGCGUGCUCAACGCCCUGAGCACAACACUCCUCAGUCCGAACCGCGCAGGCAUCAUCGCACCACGCUCUUACUCCGCAUAUCCUUCUGCAUCGCCAGACUUCUUCCCGUCAUCCGUCCCGACGUCGUCGUCGCCGCACGACUUCAUGAAGCCGAGCCCGCUCGCGCCGCCCCAGGUCGUCUCCGGCACGCACCCGACUGUCUUCCGCGUGCUGAACGAGGCGAUCGGCCUCGGCGACUGCGAGGUGUACUCGUACGUGCCGCCGAUCCAGUUCGACCCGCACGCGAACGACUUUAGCGACGACGAGGACGACGCGGCGUCUGUCGGCGACGAGAGCCCGGAUACGGACGAGGAAGAGACGACGUUCCAGUUCGACGACUAUGAUGUGGACGAGGCGCCGACGAGGAGCGCAUACCGGAUAUCCAUCACCGACGCCGCGGACGAGUACACCUCACACCACAUACGGAUGCGCCGCCGCGGCGCGCUGCUGUGGAGCUCGCACUGGUUCUUCUUGAACAGGAAGCUGAAACGAAUAUUGUUCAUCACUGUGUGGUCGCGCUCGAAAGGCUUGUCGGCGUGGAUGCACGAGGAUGAGCUGCCGGAGAAGGUUUCUAGUGAGCGGUUCCUCGGGUGGGAAGGGGCAGUCGGCGCGGGCGCCAGGGCGAUGGGCCUCGCUGUCACGGCUUGAGACCUUUGUACCAUAUGUGAGUCUUCCAGCUGGCUCUGGAGAACACGUGAGGAUUGAUGCCGGCGUAGUUUGGAGUAGAUUGUACAUACCAGCUUCGAUCUCUUUUCCCUUGUCUCAAUCUCUGACAUCUUGGACUCUCGCCUCCUCGUUUUGCUCAAUGAUUCUGGGUUUAUCUUUCUCUAUCUCCAUGCAUCUCAAUCUCGUCCCUUUUUCAACCAAAGGCUCUCCCACCCGAUAUCAUAGCACCAUAUUAUUCCACGCUACUCACGCUCACAAGUAUGUCCCUGAACGUAUAUAUAUAUAACCUAUGUAUGAAUCCUUCAUUCAACGUCAGUGGAGGAGCGUCGGGACAAGAGGUAGCGCACCAUCUAAGUACAUCCUAGGACACAUCUGUGGGAAGGACGCCUCUUU